AUGCGUCUCAACCGCUACCACCCGUUCAGGUGCGAAACAACGGGCGUGUUAGUCAUGGAAUACAGACACAAUUCUCUUCGCUUUUCUUUAAUCAUGUAUAUCCUGACGUUUGUGUUCGCGGGGAUGUACUUGGACAGGCCCAUCUUUGCCUUUCUCGAAAACGUCACGUACUUCAUCAUCCUCUUCUACUUAAGCUCGUGGCUUAUGCUGAACGCUUUGAUCAGAAGGAGGCUUGUGAUCGACCACAACUCCAGUACUUACUUGUUCUACAGGAACAAUCGGCUCAUCUACCAAGGCCCCCUGAAUCGCAUUUUUAUCCGCUUGCAUAAAGAGCAAGUGGGUCAAGACAACAUUUACAGGUUGAUCAUCGACGGCUACAAGAUCGAUUACAGACAUCUGUGUGCCCUGAGUCGAAAAUGUGAGGUUUUGGAUAUUUUAGGAAGAAAGAUGGCUGUCAGGCUGAAUAUCAAUUAUUUUUAUCUGAAUGACGUGUCUACCAAACAUCUCAUUCGGCAGUGGCCCAAAUCCUACGAGGAGGAUUAG
Messenger RNA from Polypterus senegalus (gray bichir), 543 nucleotides. Its product is annotated as transmembrane protein 249-like. The record is from RefSeq and is a predicted model, not a curated record. Bases 1 to 543 code for a protein of 180 amino acids. Lineage: Eukaryota; Metazoa; Chordata; Cladistia; Polypteriformes; Polypteridae. The transcript has a single exon.